This is a messenger RNA of Platichthys flesus (European flounder), 1891 nucleotides long. RefSeq names its product ATP-binding cassette, sub-family B (MDR/TAP), member 6b (gene abcb6b). NCBI's taxonomy places the organism in Eukaryota, Metazoa, Chordata, Actinopteri, Pleuronectiformes, Pleuronectidae. The transcript is spliced from 19 exons. Gene Ontology annotation, molecular function: ATP hydrolysis activity; ABC-type heme transporter activity; heme binding. Gene Ontology annotation, biological process: heme transport; transmembrane transport. The record is from RefSeq and is a predicted model, not a curated record. Gene Ontology annotation, cellular component: membrane.
AUGGAAAACUUCGGAGUGAAGAGCAGACGAGGUGGAAAAAGAGAAGCUGUAAAUGUGGAGAUCAAGCACUGCUCCCCUUCCUCCCCCUCCCAUCUGCCGUCCGCCUGGCGAGGCUUUGGGAGGAAGCUGACGUUGCUGCUGCCGUAUGUCUGGCCCAAAGGCACUGCAGCACUGCAGGGACUCGUGCUGCUGUGUGUGGGCCUGCUGGCGGCGGAGCGUCUGGUUAAUGUGCUGGUGCCUGUUUACUCCAAGAACAUCGAUUCCCAGCACUUGUAUAAAAUGUUGCGUUUGUUUUCUCACUUGCACAACCUGUCUCUUCGCUGGCACCUGGACAGACGCACCGGGGACAUGCUGCGGAGCGUCGACCGAGGAACCUCCUCCAUCAACAACCUGCUGAGCUACAUCCUGUUCAGCAUCUUCCCGACCAUCUGUGAUAUCAUAAUCGCCAUCGUCUACUUUGUCUCCUACUUCAAUGUCUGGUUUGGGCUCAUCGUAUUCACCUGCAUGGUUCUUUACCUCACCUUCACCAUCCUGAUCACAGAGUGGAGGACGAAAUACAGGAGAGAGAUGAACACUCAGGACAACGACGCCAAGUCCAGAGCCGUCGAAUCACUGCUCAACUUUGAGACGGUGAAAUAUUACAGCGCAGAGGAUUAAGAAGUUCGCUGCUUUGAGGAGGCCAUUCUCAAGUAUCAACAGUAUGAGUGGAAGAGCUCGGCAUCACUCGCUCUGCUGAAUCAAACCCAGAACAUCAUCAUAGGAUCAGGUCUGCUCGCUGGAUCACUGCUCUGCUCCCACCUGGUUUCUGAAGGACAGUUCCAGGUUGGAGAUUAUGUUCUGUUUGGGACCUACAUCAUUCAGCUGUACACCCCCCUCAACUGGUUUGGUACCUACUACAGGUUGAUUCAAAGUUCAUUUAUUGACAUGGAGAACAUGUUGGCGCUGCUGACAGAAAAGAAAGAGGUUCUGGAUGCAGAGGAUGCACAGGACUUGCAGCUCACAGCCGGUCAGGUGGAGUUCGACAGAGUCUGUUUCAACUAUGUACCUGGCAUGGAGGUUCUCAGACAUGUGACCUUCACGGUGGAGGCGAGGCAGACGGUCGCCCUGGUUGGUCCAUCUGGAUCAGGGAAAAGCUCCAUCCUACGUCUUUUGUUCCGAUUCUAUGACCCUCAGAGUGGCUGUAUCCGCAUUGACGGGCAGGACAUCUCCAAGGUGCACCUGUCUUCUCUAAGGUCGUUCAUUGGCGUGGUUCCCCAGGAUACGGUUCUGUUCAACGACACCAUCGGCAACAACAUCCGCUACAGCCGAAUUACAGCCACCGACCAAGAGGUGGAGGGAGCUGCCAUUGCUGCUGACAUACACAACAGAAUACUGGAGCUACCUCAGGGCUCUGACACAGAGGUGGGCGAGCGAGGGCUGAAGCUCAGUGGUGGGGAGAAGCAAAGAGUGGCGAUUGCUCGAACCAUCCUGAAGGAGCCUCAGAUCAUUCUGCUUGAUGAGUUGAGGGAUGGACGAAGACUCUGGCUGCAGAAGGCCACUUCUUCACUGGACACCCAAACUGAGAGGAACAUCCAGGCUUCACUGGCCAAGGUCUGCAUCACCAGGACAACUAUAGUAGUCGCACACAGGUUAUCCACCAUCGUCAGAGCAGACCAGAUCCUGAUGGUUCACAAUGGACACGUAGCAGAAAGAGGAAGACACGAGGAGCUGCUGCUCCAGGGAGGUCUGUAUGCAGCCAUGUGGAUGAAACAGCAGAAAACUCUCAUCGGACCAACAACAGAAACACACAUCAACAAUCAAGCUCAGGAAACUUGACGUAGACCUUGACUUUAAAACUUUUUGGAUUCUGAACUCAUCACGUACUUUUUUCAUAUCUAACAUAUUCUUGUGU